AUGAAUAUUCAACUCAAACCAAUUCAAUCGAAAUCGUCUUGUGAAUGGCCUAGACCUACCGACAAGGUUGCUAUCCUUGGGUAUGGAAACUAUGGCAAGGCACUAGGAAGCCGUUUCAAUGCUACAGGGAUCCCAUUUGUCGUCGGAAGGAGAAAUCAAGAGACUCGGUAUUCUGAACCGGACAGAGACUGUGUGGCCUACGACAAAGCUGCAGAGGAUGCUAAUAUUAUAUUCCUUGCCAUGCCAGCCCAUGCAUAUGAUGAUGUUAUACCGCCAUUGUCCAGCUUGUUGGUUGGAAAAAUCAUCGUUGAUGUCAGUAAUGCAGAAAAUGUAUCAGAUAACUGCAACGCGGUUCAUCUGGCUUCUCUGCUGCCUAACUCCAGAAUUGUUAAAGCUUUCAACACAGUUUCAGCCUGGGCGUUGCAAAACGACCUAUAUGGUGCAAGCCGUAGUACAUAUGUGUGCAGCGAUGACGCUGAUGCAAGGAAAACAAUGAUGCAAAUUGCAAGGGACAUUGGCUUCACCCCAAUCGACAGCGGAAGGUUGGCAGCAGCCGCGAUGCUUGAAAAGAAAGUCCUUCAACUCUUUCCAGAAUGGCGCGUGCCUUUUUGGAUCACGUUUUCCAUGCUCCUAUUCCAGAUUAUCUAUUUGCAUGGUCGGUACCUGAUUUCCCAUGCACCAGAGAAACUCUUGAAAUCCAUCUUCUUGAAAUAUCCAAACCGCAUAACUGGGUGGAUGGUCCUUUGGCUGCUGGCUGUUGUUUUCCUUCCUGGCUGCAUUGCAGCUUUUUUGCAGCUGAAAAGAGGCACCAAGUACAGCAUCUUUCCAAACUGGCUCGACGUUUGGAUGAAAGCGCGCAAAGGACUUGGUUUAUUCGCCCUCAUGUUUGUAGGAAUGCAUAUGUGUCUUUCGUGCAUCCUUCUUGCAGGGGAGUAUUAUAGUGGGAUGUCAAACGUUGAGUUCAUUCAAGGAACAGGCAAAGACGGUCAACCCAAGCAAAAGCUCUACCACAAGUAUCAGUGGAAAGGGGAGGUGUCAUUACUGUUCGCAACACUGUCAACUACACUUUUGGUCAUCCUUGGUCUUACGUCACUACCAACAGUCAACCAAUCCAUGUCCUGGAGGGAGUGGGACUUCAUUCAGUCAAAGUUGGGCUACCUCAGCAUGCUGUUCGGCUUCUUGCACAUUUUCUUCUAUGUUUACAAAGGAUUGGCCCCAAAACAUGUCCGUAAUUGGGGAUACCUUCCACAUCACACUUUUCUUAUGCUUCUCUUGCCAUUCAUAGUGAUGAUGCUGAAACUUAUUCUGAUGAUGCCUGGAAUCAACGGCAUGUUGAGACAAAUCAGGCGAGGCUGGGAGAGGCACACAGCAAUGAUCCAUACAAGCCAAAUAUAG
Messenger RNA from Rhopilema esculentum, 1395 nucleotides. NCBI's taxonomy places the organism in Eukaryota, Metazoa, Cnidaria, Scyphozoa, Rhizostomeae, Rhizostomatidae. The record is from RefSeq and is a predicted model, not a curated record.